AUGGCGGAGCGUCUCCGCAUAGUCCCCCCGGGGCCCCUCCCGGGGCCCCUCCCGGGGCCCCCCUCUGGGGGCCCCCCCGUUGGGGCCCCCUCGGGGGCCCCCACCCCCUCGGGGGCCCCCUCCGUGGCUUCCAGCGGGGCCCCAUCGGCGGCGCCGUCAGGCUGCGCGUCUGCAUGCGGGCCCCCCAGCCCCUCGGGGGCCCCCCUGGGGGCCCCCCUGGGGGCCCCCCAGGGGGCCCCGCUGGGGGCCCCGCUGGGGGCCCCCCUGGGGGCCCCCGGGGAGCGUCCGCGGGUGUGCAUUGGGAUUGUGGGGAAGUACACGGGGCUGCAGGACUCUUACUUGUCAGUGGUGAAGGCGCUGGAGCACGCGUCGAUGGAGGCGGGGGUGGAGUUGAGUUUGCUUUGGAUUGAAAGCAGCAGUUUGGAGAGUGCAGCAAACGCGGGGUUUGCUGCAGCGUGGGCAGCACUGGCAGCAGCAGCAGCAGUGGUGUGCCCCGGGGGCUUCGGUGACAGAGGCAUUUGGGGGAAGGCUCUGAGUGCGCAGCACUGCCGCGAGCAGCAAAAGCCCUACUUGGGGAUUUGUCUUGGCAUGCAAACUGCAGUAAUUGAAUUUGCAAGAAACGUUUUGGGGCUGCAUGCAGCGGACUCUGAAGAGUUCAACCCCCAGACUCCCCACCCGGUGGUGGUGGCCAUGCCGGAGCACAACCCCGGCCACAAGGGCGGCAGCAUGCGUUUGGGAAAAAGAAUUACUAAAAUUGAAAACUCCGAAAGUCUUGCUGCAGCGCUUUACGAUAAAAGAAGUGAAGUGGCGGAGCGGCACCGGCACCGCUUCGAGGUCAACCCGGUGUACGUACACCGCAUGGAGCAGGCGGGGCUGCGCUUCGUCGGCCGCGACUGCAGCGGCAGCAGAAUGGAAAUUGCAGAACUAAAAGACCAUCCUUUUUUCAUUUGUUCGCAGUUCCAUCCCGAGUUCACUUCCCGGCCCCUCAAACCCAACCCCCUCUUCCUCGGGCUCGUCCUUGCUGCUGCUGGGCUGCUGCAGCAGCGCCUCCAGCGAAACGGCGGCGUCCUCAGGGCCGGGCAAAUCUACGCCGAGCUGCUGCAGCAGCAGCAGCAGCAGCAGCUGCAGCAGGAGCUGCAGCAGCAGCAGCAGCAGGAGCCGCACAAAAAGGAACUCGCCACUGACCCACACUGA
Eimeria necatrix is the source of this 1194-nucleotide messenger RNA. Its product is annotated as CTP synthase, putative. Gene Ontology annotation, biological process: pyrimidine nucleobase biosynthetic process; CTP biosynthetic process. Lineage: Eukaryota; Apicomplexa; Conoidasida; Eucoccidiorida; Eimeriidae. The record is from RefSeq and is a predicted model, not a curated record. Gene Ontology annotation, molecular function: identical protein binding; CTP synthase activity. The transcript has a single exon. Bases 1 to 1194 code for a protein of 397 amino acids.